This is a messenger RNA of Amphibalanus amphitrite, 1807 nucleotides long. RefSeq names its product transcription initiation factor IIA subunit 2-like. The record is from RefSeq and is a predicted model, not a curated record. The transcript has 2 exons. Bases 733 to 1620 code for a protein of 295 amino acids. Gene Ontology annotation, cellular component: transcription factor TFIIA complex. Gene Ontology annotation, biological process: RNA polymerase II preinitiation complex assembly; regulation of transcription by RNA polymerase II; transcription initiation at RNA polymerase II promoter. NCBI's taxonomy places the organism in Eukaryota, Metazoa, Arthropoda, Thecostraca, Balanomorpha, Balanidae. Gene Ontology annotation, molecular function: RNA polymerase II general transcription initiation factor activity; TBP-class protein binding; RNA polymerase II cis-regulatory region sequence-specific DNA binding.
CGAGUUCACAGCUGAAUUUAAACAGAAUUCCCAAAUAAUGACAAAGCACAAUGAUACCGUGCAUUUAUGCCGCGCACCUAUAUAGUAUAUAGGUCGCUCACGGACGCUUAUGUCGGGCACCUCUUCUGAGAAGAGUCGACUGCAGAUGGGAGCUUUAUAUUGUUCGGUAUUAUUAGCUUGGCCAUGCCACAAGGAAUCGACUGAUGUGUGAUGCGAAUAUGUCAGAUGAACAGCACAGAAGAAAUUGACGUUUAGCUGAGUCAACUUCUUAUUGGGACGCAUUGUAGGUACUUUUGUUUCGUUUUUUUUUUUGUCAUCCAUGGCAAUAAGGAGCACUUUUCUAUAACAACCAUAGUGAUAUAUUUUGGCCCCGUUACGAGCAAAAUUAUCUCAAUGGAAUAACUUCCAGAGUUUGCUUUGCGAGUCAGUCUUCAUUUGGCUAGAGCGCUCGAGCCAUAUCGAGACCGACGGCCCGCGGUCCGGUCCCCAUCGCUCAGUAUGUGAGUGGGCGGUCCUUCCGUUCGGUGGGGGCGCUGCCGGGCAGCGGUUGGUCGCUCUCCCCUCGCUCCCCUGCGCUGAUUGGUGCGUGAGGAGACGGCGCGGCGACUGGCCUGGCCCCGCGGCGGUGUCGCUUCUCCGCCGUCCUCUCCUGGGCAACCCAGCUGCCGUCAGAGCCGUCAGAGGAGUCGAGACAGUCGAAGGAGUCGGAGUACAGUCGCUAUCGUCGCCAAGAUGAGCCCGAGCCCGUUGUUCCGUCCCUGGGACGGCCACACGAGUCUGACAGGAGUGAGGAGUCCGCAGCUGCCGCGGCCCGCGGCGCCCGACACUCCUAACUCGGAGAGCUCACCAGCCAGUCCCAGGAGUGCACCGGCCAGCCCUGCGUCCAUCGGGCUACCUGCCAGCCCCGUGAGUCUGCCCGCCAGUCCUGCCAGCCAGCCUGUCAGCGCUCUUGACAGUCUCACAGUCCGGUCUGCCAGUUCUCGGAGCCGUCCUGUCAAUAUGUCUGCCAGCACUUCCAGCAGCCCUGUCGGUCUACCCGCCAGUCCUGCCAGUCUACCUGCCAGCCCCGCCAGUCUACCUGCCAGCCCUGUCGGUCUGCCUGUCAGCCCUCGAGGUUUGAUUGACUGGCGGCUGUGCGGUGGGUCGACUGGUGUCGAGCUGCCGCGUCUUCUGUGGCCGUCGGCACUGUCUGCUGGCUGUGACCCGUGGUCGGCCGCUGCUCUAGCUGAGGAGGAGCGCCGGCGGGCUGACGCCAGCAGAAGACGUCUGAAGAAGUUUGGCUGUCCCAAGUGUCCGAUGAUGUUCUCCAACCGGGGCCAGCUGGCUGGACACUACAGGAAGCACACAGGCGAGCGGCCGUUUGAGUGCGAGACGUGCCACAAGCGGUUCACGCGGAACGAGGAGCUCACCCGACACACGCGCAUCCACACGGGCGACCGGCCGUUCGGCUGUGAGCUCUGCGGCAAGCGGUUCGGCCGCAAGGACCACCUCAACAAACACCAGCGGACCCACGCGGCGCCCCUGUACGCCGCCGGACUGCCGGCCGCGCUGCUGGGCCUCUCCCCGCUGGAACUCAGCAGCUACCUGCACGGCAGCGUGUUCGGAGCGCCGGUGUUCUGAGGGUGUUCAAGCAGAUGUUGGAGAAACUGUUCUGUGCUGAUCUGGUGUGUUGAAAUGGAGAGUGCUUUUAAGAUGUGCCGUUAUUGAUGAACCGAGUAACUCUCAAAUGGUACCUGUGAUAUUUUGCACUGUGUGUAUGAACUUAUUUUGUGUAUCGAUGGUUUAAUAAACUGCUCAUCUUUGUCUA